Messenger RNA from Penicillium salamii, 2199 nucleotides. The record is from the annotation of a GenBank genome assembly. NCBI's taxonomy places the organism in Eukaryota, Fungi, Ascomycota, Eurotiomycetes, Eurotiales, Aspergillaceae.
AUGGUAGUACUUCGGCAUAGACCUGUCAAUGUCAACACCAAUUCCCUCACGUCUUCCCCUCUUUCACCCCUUCCUCUCUUUUAUCUUCUUAUCCCGCCGUACAUGGACCUCAUGAGUUCCCGAUUCAAAGCACUCGGCUUUGGAGGCAGGAAGAACAAGUCCCAGCCCAACCCUCCUUCGACUCUGAAUCUCCCUCCAAGUAUUCCAACAAGUCCUCCCCCGCCCUCCGGUCGCAGUUCCUCAACUGCAAGUCUACCAAUGAGCAACCAGAACCAACAGGGUCGCCCGCCAAGUUAUCGCCCAACGAGUCCGCCCAGUCAGCCCCCGCCUAUUUCUACCAAUCUGCCUUACAACCAGCCCAGUGUUCCUGUGAAUGGUCCUCCAGGUUAUGGAAUGCAGCAACAAAUGGGCACCAAUAUUCCAAUGGCAAUGUCGAACCCAACUUACGCGGGCCGUAACCCGGCAGUCGAGGUCGAGGGCGCAGGCCGCAGUAAGGCCCAGCUGAUCGUGGGUAUUGACUUCGGCACAACCUUCUCAGGUGUCGCAUACGCGUUCGCGACCAAUAAUGAGGCAAGAGAGGAUAUCAUCACAGAAUGGCCAGGCGCCGGAACCCACACCAAACAAAAGAUCCCCACUGUCCUCUAUUACGACCAGUACCAAAAGGUGGUAGGAUGGGGCCCCGAUAUCGCCGACGCGCUCGCUCCCACCGGCUACCCCAAGCCCGGGGUACAAAAGGUUGAAUGGUUCAAGCUUCAGCUGAUGCUCUCCGGAAACACAUAUAUUGAUCCUAUCAACCUCCCUCCACUGCCCCCGGGCAAAUCCGAAAUCGAUGUCGCGGCCGAUUACCUCUUCAAGCUACGACAGGCCGUGCGCGCCCAGCUACUCAAAACACUCGGAGAGGUCUUCACUCGCGAGGAACGCAACAUCAAGUACUACUUGACCGUACCAGCUAUCUGGAAUGAUGCAGGCAAGGCCGCGACGCGGACAGCUGCGAUCCAGGCUGGGUUCCUACGUGAUGAGAACGAUAACCGUCUGACUCUCGUCUCUGAACCCGAAGCAGCUGCGCUGUUUUGUGCCAAGAGCGGUCUGUUGAACCUCAAGGUCGGCGAUGCGAUCUUGAUUGUUGAUUGCGGCGGUGGUACCGUCGAUCUGAUUGCAUACGAGGUCGAGGAAGAAUCGCCCUUCAGUGUGAUGGAGUGCACUGCUGGAUCCGGUGACUCCUGCGGCUCUACAGCUUUGAACCGCAACUUCAGCAACAUCUUGCGCGCGAAGAUUCGGAAGAUGAAGCUUCCGGAUGGCUCGCGUACUGCUGGCAAGGUCUAUGCGAAGUGCAUCAUGGACUUUGAGAACCGUAUCAAGGCAGACUUCCGCAACAACGGACAAAAAUGGGCUGUGGAUGUCGGUAUCGAGGCUGACUUCCCUGAUGCUGGUAUUGAGGAUGGCUUUAUGACAUUUACGAAUGAGGAGAUUCUGCAGUGCUUUGAGCCGGUCGUCAACCGUAUUCUCGAACUGGUUCGCAACCAGAUCAUCGCCAUUCAAGCGCAGAACCGCGCACUUCAGAACGUUCUGGUUGUUGGUGGUUUCGGUGCUUCAGAAUACCUGUUCCAGCAAAUCAAGCUCCACGUACCGCCGCAGUACCAAACCAAGGUCGUGCGCCCAAUGGACUCCGUGGCUGCGAUUGUCAAGGGUGCGGUUACCGCCGGUAUCACCGAGCGGGUCAUCACUCAUCGUGUUGCUCGUCGUCAUUAUCUGAUGGCCACCCUACAGCCUUUCAAGGAGGGAUACCACCCAGAGCAAUACCGUGUGCCCAGCCUGGAUGGCCGCGAUCGAUGCAAAUACACUCGUCAAAUCUUCGUUCAAAAGGGAGAGCGUGUUCGCAUCGGCGAGCCAGUCAAGGUCAGCUUCUUCCGUCAAGUUGCGCCUGGCGCUACACUAAUGUACGAGGACGUCCUGUACGCCUGCGAUGAGGACGUCUGCCCCGAGUACACCAAGGAUCCACGCAUCAAGGAAGUUGUCACCCUAACCUCCGACCUCUCUCGAAAGAACCUAGAGACCGACUUCGAGCGUAUGGAUACACCCCAAGGAAUCUUCUACCGGGUGUACUUCGACAUUUACCUCACGCUAGACGGCAGCGAAUUCAGCGCCGAACUAGUCUGCCAAAACGAGAUCAUGGGCCGCUGCCGUGCCAAGUUCAGGUGA